AUGACAACAGAAGGAGGGGGUUGGACGGUUAUACAGAAAAGAUUGGACGGGACUACAAAUUUUUACAGGACUUGGAGUGAAUAUAAAACUGGUUUUGGAGAUCCUAGCAAAAACUAUUGGAUAGGAAAUGAUUUCAUACACCUACUUACAAAGAAUGGGUAUAAUGAACUUCGUGUGGAUCUCCAGAGAUUAAAUGGUCAGAAAGGAUACGCCAAAUACUCUAGUUUCGAGGUCGGAGACGAAACAAGUAAAUACAAACUCAGUGUGUCCGGAUACAGUGGCUCGAUAUUUUAUCAUGACAGUCUUCUUUACCACAAUGGAAUGAAAUUUUCCACAAAAGAUCAAGACAAUGAUUUUACCAGCUCCAACUGUGCAUUGUUCUAUCAAGGUGCAUGGUGGUAUACAAGUUGCUAUAAAUCCCACCUGAACGGUCUCUAUCCCAAGUCCGCAACAAAAGAUGAAAAACACAACAUAUGGGAAAAUUGGGUUAAAGAAGCAAUAAAAGAACAACAAUGA
This is a messenger RNA of Saccostrea echinata, 516 nucleotides long. RefSeq names its product ficolin-2-like. The transcript has 4 exons. The coding region runs from base 1 to 516 and encodes 171 amino acids. NCBI's taxonomy places the organism in Eukaryota, Metazoa, Mollusca, Bivalvia, Ostreida, Ostreidae. The record is from RefSeq and is a predicted model, not a curated record.